UAUUUAAAGGACAAUCCCAUUCCCUAUUACCUUCUAAAGAAUCCUUUUAAAAAGGACAAGGCUGGAAGCGUUCCAUUGGGGUGUGAAAACCGAAUCUGGAGCCGACUUGGAAUGCUUAAUGACCCUAAGAAGAACGUUAGUUCCACUGUUGGUCUCCCAAGUCUUGAGACACCAUCCACUUUGGGUGAAACGAGUCUUUACUAUGCAAAUUCUGUCGCGCCGAUGCAAUCGAAACGAGCUAUUAAACGGGAGCGCAGGGCUCAGAAAAAGUCGAAGUUAUCAAACUGGUUCGACUUACCACGAGGUGACUUCUCAAGGGAGAAUCAGGAGGACCUUGAAAUUAUUGCGAAAAGACAAAUUCUGGUCCCCGCUCUGCAUACUCGCAAAGAAGAUGGCCGGAAGCCCUACUUUCAGGUUGGCACCGUUGUGGACGACCCAGGCUCAUUUUAUGAUCGCAUCCCUCGUAAGCAGCGCAAAAAGAAUUUGGUGGAUGAACUUCUGGCCAACGCAGAGUAUAUGAGGAAACAACGUCGUCAGUAUGCUGCUUUGCAGAAAGAACGGCAAGAAAAGCGCGCAUCGAUACAUCGCAAAAAGAAACAGCAACUAAAGAAGGCGCGCAACAUGAAAACAGUUAAGGUUGGAGAAUGA
Molecule: messenger RNA, 648 nt
Organism: Hydatigera taeniaeformis
Lineage: Eukaryota; Metazoa; Platyhelminthes; Cestoda; Cyclophyllidea; Taeniidae
Source: the annotation of a GenBank genome assembly